AUGAAGGGGCGUUCAGUUAUAUUAAUUGCUCACCGACUUUCAACUGUAGAAAAAGCAGAUAAAAUAGAAGGCAUUUAUCGUUCACUAGUUCAACGUCAAAUGAUUGGCGGUGGGGGGAAUGGAAAUAAUAAUGGAGGGGAUAUUAUUAUUGGAGGUGAUCCAACAACUUCGGCUAAUAUAGGGGUUGAGGAGGGAGGGGAAGAGAAUAACAAUAAAAAUUUAAAUGAUGGAAGGGAUUCGAUUACGUCUUUGGCUAGUGGUGGAGGAGGACGUAGAAGAUCCAGAAUUGGGCCUAGAAUUGUUGGAAGUAGUGGAUUGAGUAUUUCACCGAGAACUAUGGCUCAAACAUUGAUGGCUACAUCAUUUACACAUUCAACUUCAAGUCUUCAAUCGAAAUAA
Meloidogyne enterolobii is the source of this 399-nucleotide messenger RNA. The record is from the annotation of a GenBank genome assembly. NCBI's taxonomy places the organism in Eukaryota, Metazoa, Nematoda, Chromadorea, Rhabditida, Meloidogynidae.